Molecule: messenger RNA, 5462 nt
Organism: Thunnus maccoyii (southern bluefin tuna)
Lineage: Eukaryota; Metazoa; Chordata; Actinopteri; Scombriformes; Scombridae
Product: protein mono-ADP-ribosyltransferase PARP14-like
Exons: 15
Coding region: 157-5040 (1627 amino acids)
Biological process (GO): negative regulation of gene expression
Cellular component (GO): nucleus; cytoplasm
Molecular function (GO): NAD+ poly-ADP-ribosyltransferase activity; transcription corepressor activity
Source: RefSeq, a predicted model, not a curated record
UCACCAAUGGGCGUCCAAAAUUUGAUAGAGGGCGCAUCCGAGUCGGUGUUGGCCAUAGUGUUGGCACAUCAGCUGCCAUCAGCAACUGCCUACAGCGCUUCCGUGUCACAUACUCAGACCUCUAUUUGAUUAUUAAAUCUGUCAAGUGUUUACACGAUGGAUGAUCCUUACAAGUAUCAUGUUUUCUUCGAGGGUCCCCGUCUGGAUGAAGGGCAAAAGAAGAGAAUAGAAAACUAUUUCCACAUUCACCGCAAAUCAGGAGGUGGUGACUGCAGCUCAGUAAAACAUAUAAAUGAUAAAGUUUACAGCGUCGCUUUUAAAGAUCGAGAGGCUCAGCAGAGAGUCCUGCAGAGAUCUCAACAUGUGUUGGAGUUUGCGGGUGGUCCUCUGGUGCUGACUGUACGAGACAACCCAGACAUCUCCUCUCCCAUCACUACCUCCACUCCAGACUACUCAUUAAGCCCAAAACUGGACGUGACAGCCUCAUCCCAGAGUCUGCAAUCCAUUCUUGAUUCAAGCCUACCAUCAAGUGGUGAAGAAUAUGAACUACAACUUGAUACAUACCUCCUUUGUUACCUAAAGGAAAGUCCCAAGGCUGGGAAAGAACUUGAGAGAAAACUUGCCUCUGUGGCCUGCUCUGCUCAGCUUUACCCAGAAGAGGGGAGGGUUUUAGUCAGGAAUUUAGAUCAGCCUAGAGAUGGAGUCAAAAAGUGGGAAGCUGAGGUGGACAAACUGUUUGAAAGUGUUAAAGAACAGUACCUCUGCCACUAUGAGAUGGACCCUCACAAAGUCAAAGCUUUGCUUCGGUCCCGCAGCUCUCAUCAGACGACAGAUGAGGUGAAGUUGUACAGCGAGGUUGGGGUGGCUGUUGUGGUUGGGGAAAGAUCUCAGGUCAAUGCCAGAUUGAUGGAUGUAGAGGACUUAUACGUUAAAGGUCGAAGGUCACGUUUAUGUGAGAGGCAAACCAGCAUUCGUCAACUAGGCAAGGCCAAGCUCAGCCUCCUCUGGAAAGAGAUUGAGCAUAGUUUGCCACGAGAUUUCCCAGGAGUCAAGGUGACACAGGGAGAUGCAGGACAGUUAAUCCUGGAAGGUUCUGUGGAGGAGAUUCUUAAGGCUGGAGAUUGGAUCAGUGAGAAGGAGAAUAUAGUUUUAGAUAGAUCUGUUUCCAAUAUGAGCCCACAUCUUUUGACCUUCCUGAGAAAGGCAUAUGGAGGUCCAGGGCCUCUAGGUGACUUUUUAGGGGUUGGUGACAAGUUGGAAAUAGAGUUACGAGACACAGAGCUACACCUUUUCUCCCUCUUCACUGAUAAUCUGGAUGACACAGAAAAGGCACUGCAAGGCAAGUUCAAAGAAGUAAAUAUUGAUGUUCCUAACUGCUCUGCUGUGCCAUCUGAGCUUCGUGAAACACUUGAGUCCAAGGUAAAUGAGAUGAACCGAGGACAAUGUAGGGCUCGGGUUGUGUUUGGUGCAGGCAACACAGUGUGCUUACUGGGCCACACCAAAGAGGUUGAAGAGCUGAGUGAAGCUGUCACACAGUUCAUUUUGGACCAGUCAAGCGUUGAAGGCAAAGUUAUACUCCCUUUCCCAGAUUCAGCACAAUUCUUACCAGAAUUGCUGCAGCUGCACGGUUUUAACUAUUCAGGGGUUACCUUCCACCCUUUAACAUCUUCCUCUAGGCCCAUGGUGAUAUUGGAAGGACCAUCCAGAAAAGUGACUGAGGUCAGGAACAGGCUGGGUCCGUUUCUGGACUCCCUUGUUGAGGACAGAGUUGCCAUUGGCCUGCCAGGGGCAGUGAGGUAUUUUGAAAGUCCCUCCGGAAAAGAGAACCUUUUAAGCGUUGGUCAUUCUCAGAAGUGUGUAAUAAAGCUUCAAGAACAACCUAACUCUACUAGACAGAAUUUGGCAUCUGGAUUUAGUAAAGGGGGAACAACAUUUGCCAGCUACUGCCUUCGUGAUGGGCUCCAGGUGCUGGUGUGUCAGGGUGAUAUUACCAAACAGGAUGCUGAUGCCCUGGUAAACGCUGCCAAUGAGGAUCUGGACCAUUGUGGAGGUGUUGCUGCUGCACUGAGUAAAGCAGGUGGCCCUCAGGUGCAGAAGGAGAGCAGUGCUAUAGUAAAACAGACUGGAAAAGUUUCUACAGGUGAUGUGGUAGUGACCACAGGGGGGAACCUAAACUGCAAGAAACUGCUGCAUGCUGUUGGGCCUGUUGGUGGAAAAUCAGGUGGGAAAGAAAGGGUGUUACUGGAAAAAACAGUCGAGUCUGCUCUGAAUUUAGCAGAAAUGAUGGAGCUCAAGUCCAUAGCCAUGCCCUGUAUCAGCUCAGGUGUAUUUGGUGUCCCUGUCAGAGUGUGCUCAGAGGCUAUUGUAACAGCUGUUGAGAAGUUUGGUAGUCAGGGAGGGCGAAGUCUGAGCAGAAUCAUCCUGAUUGAUAACAGAGUAGAGGUGGUGAGAGCCAUGCAAGAAGCAUGUGACAGGCUUCUCCAAGCAAUAAGCACAGGAAACAGUACAUCAAGAGAUUUCGGUUUCCUGAUGGAUGCUGUUCCCCAAGACACAACAAGAGGAGCCAUUGCUGGAGCUCCUGGAGGUGGUGUCAAUGUACAGAUCGUUCAGGGAACCAUUGAGACCCAGCAGGUGGAUGUCCUUGUAUCUCCUAUGGCUAGCCAUGAUCCUCUCUCUACCCGUGUUGGAAAUGCUUUGUCCAACGUGGUUGGACCUCAGCUCACUGCAAAGUUUCAUAUGGAAGCAGGAGGAGCAACACUGCCUGGUGACACAGUCCUAGUGGAGGGCUUACCUGCACUUCGAUCUAAAGCAGUGAUCUUCCUGAACCUCGUUGCUUGGGAUAAUAACCAGCAUGGAACCGCAGUCCAGGUUCUGAGACAGGGAAUCAACAAAAUCCUGGCUUCCUGUGAAAACAAAGGUUUUUGUUCAGUUGCCUUCCCUGUACUUGGGACUGGUGCUGUCCUGCGUUUUCCUCACAGUAUGGCAUCCAGGGUUCUCCUGGAGGAGGUUUGUGUGUUUGAACAGAGCCGAGCUAGCAGAACAUCUUUCGUCGUCCGUAUCGUCAUUCACCCAAAUGACAAAGAAUCUAGCAAGGCCUUCCAGUCUGCUCAGGAAACUUUGCAUCUCAGAGGGUUCACAAAUGAUGCUAACCCAGAUCAAGCUUCCUUUUACCGCCAUGUCUCUGUGACUAAUGAUGAGGUCACAGCCAUGCUGGGUGGAGUUAAGCUGCAAAUGGUCCGUGGUGACAUUGUGAAUGCAAGCACUGAUGUCAUUGUCAACACAACGGACUUCUCUAACAACCAAUCUGGUGUCUCCAAAGCCAUUCUGACUGCAGCGGGGUCCACUGUCCAAGCAGAGUUAGCACAAGUGGGGACUCCAGCAGACUACAUGUGCACCACAGGAUCUGGGUUGCUUGGCUGUAGGGAAAUUAUUCACGCUAGUUUUAAGUGUGAACCUCAGACGAUUCGCAAGAACUGCAAAAAGAUACUGAAGCAGUGUGAGAGCAAAGGCUACCGCUCAGCAGCCUUCCCAGCCAUCAAUACUGGUGUGGCUGGUAUGGACUCUAUUCAAGCUUGUAAAGCCAUGUUGGAUGGCAUGGCCUCGGCUAUUACAGACUUGAAACCAACUUCCCUCUCACUCAUUCGCAUUGUCAUCCUGCAACAACAGGUCUUCCAGGCUUUUAGAUCGGAGCUGGAGAACCGAUUUGGACAAACCGCCCCUUGUCGCCUCAGCCUGAGAGAAAAAGCAAAACAAAAGCUCAAGAAGUGGCAAGAAAAGUAUUCAAGAACCUCCACAUCUUCAGCACCAGAAGGCAAAACCUUCAUCUCCUCAAAGCCCCAGCCAGCUGACAUAAGGGUGAUUGGUUGUGGUUCAGACAUCAUCAGGACCAUCAAGAUAGAUUUGGAGAGGAUCCUGCAGCAGCAGCUGAUAGAAAGAGAGGUGGAUGUGCAUCAUUUUUCCAAGCUUGAUGCCAUGGAGCUGGAGGCAGUACAUGCAAAAGUCAAACAACUAGGAAUAAGCCUGGAACACAGGAGACGUCAACAUUAUGACAGUGUGAAUGGCAACAGAGCUAGAGCUGAAGCUAGAGACUGGUCAGCCUCAGGAGAAGAUGUCUAUGUGCUGAGAGGCCUAAAAGAGGAUGUUCUGAGCGUCACUGACCUGGUAAACAGAGCAGUCCAAAAAGCCCUUUACGAAGACCUCCAAGAUAAAGAUGAAGCAAUGUUGGCUCUUAAUGUCCAGUGGUCAAUGCGAGAUCUACAUGGAGUCUGGCAGGAGCUGAGCCUGCAUGACAACUCUGAGUUGGAGAAGGCUCGUAUGAAGAAACAAGUGUCUGUAGAUGUGAAGGCACCAGGUGGCAUGAUGGUGAAAGUAAACCUGACAGCACAAGAAGCCACAGAUUGGAUAACAGGCAUCACUUUCAAAGUGAAAAGGAGCGAGACUGAAUCAAACUUCGAGUUGCCACAACACUGGGAACCUAUGCAUGAAGAAGUCUUUAAAAAGGUCGAGCUGCAACCUAACUCAACAGAGUACCAGAACAUAGUCAAGGGUUUCUGUAAAACAACUCAAUACAACAUCCAUAAAAUUGAGCGAGUGCAAAACCUCUACCUAUGGCAUGCCUAUGCUGUGUGUAGGCAGCGUAUACACACCAAGAACGGUGCAGCUCAUCUUGGGGAGAAGUCUCUCUACCAUGGAUCAUCAGCACAGUCAUGCAACUUAAUUGAAAGGGACAGAUUUGACAGGAGCUUUGCAGGAACACAUGCUGCUGUGUUUGGAAAGGGAGUUUACUUCGCAGUCAAUGCAGACUAUUCGGCCAGAGGAUAUUCCUCAGCAGAUGCAGCAGGUCUGAAGCGGUUGUAUGUUGCUCGUGUCCUGACCGGUCGUUAUACAGUUGGUAAAUCCUCUAUGAGAGCCCCCCCUCCCCGUGGGUCUGACCCCACUGACUGCUACGACAGUUUGGUGGACAAUCAGCAGCAGCCCUCCAUGUUUGUGAUCUUCCACGAUGACCAGGCCUACCCAGAAUACCUUAUCACCUUCAGCUAAGUAAAAACUGUGAAAAGUUAUGGUUCAGUAUUGUAUGGUGGUGUCACAAUGACCCGUUUUAAAAUAGUAAUCAGCUUAGAAUGUGCCUUAAAUCCCUACUUUUGGUUAAUGCUGUAAUUUAUUUUUUCCUGAUUUGAUUUUGAGCGGUGUUGAUUUCCCAGAAACACAAAAGCACUUUAUAGUAUAACAAAAACAGCCAGAUGUGGGGACAAAUAAACAAGAUGUCAUCUCUGCUGAACGACCACAGCACUGUAGAGUGAUCAGAUUUUGAACAUAGCAUGUAGUUAAUUAUAACAUUAACCACCUGUAUUGAACAACCAGUAUUGAAGGACUGUUACCACUGAAACAUACCUUGAAAUUAUGCUUUUUUGGAAAUCCAUUUUAUUUUCUGACCUACAAAUGUCUUGCUACAGUAUAAAAAA